AUGGAUAUUGAUCUGGCACUUCGUGAGGACAUGCCACCUGUCCCCACAGAAGAAAUUACGCCAGAGGAGAAAAAGUUGUAUGAGAGGUGGGAGCGGUCAAACCGCUUAAGUCUUUUACUCAUACAAAAUCAUAUCUCCAGAAAGAUAAGGGGUUCAAUUUCUGAUUGCAAAACUGCAAAAGAAUUCUUAACAGCAGUAGAAGAGCAAUUUGUGAGUUCAAAGAAAGCCCUAGCCAGCACCUUAAUAUCAAAGUUUGCUUCCUUAAAGUAUAAUGAUAAUGGUGGCAUACGCGAGCACAUUAUGGAAUUACGUGACAUUGUUGCCCAAUUAAAAUCAUUGGAAGUAGACAUGUCAGAGACUUUUCUUGUACACUUUGUUCUUAAUUCUCUGCCUAUGGCAUAUGCACUAUUUAAGAUCUCAUACAACACACACACAGAAAAAUGGACUAUGAAUCAACUUCUAGCCAUGUGUGUUGAUGAGGAGUAG
Messenger RNA from Phoenix dactylifera (date palm), 486 nucleotides. The record is from RefSeq and is a predicted model, not a curated record. NCBI's taxonomy places the organism in Eukaryota, Viridiplantae, Streptophyta, Magnoliopsida, Arecales, Arecaceae.